UUAUGACGUCACUACAGCGUUCACGAAUAACAUGGCUGCUCAUGCUAGCGAGCUUGAGAUUGCGAAGAAAAACUUAACUGAUGCAAUUGGUGAUAACGUUAAGCAUUACUGGGCACACCUAAAACUAUGGUUCAAGCAGAAGAUCAGCAAGGAGGAGUUUGACAUUGAGGCUCGUCGUCUCUUGGCUCAGGAGAAUGUCCAUGUUCACAAUGAUUUCCUUUUGGCCAUUCUCACGCGCUGCCAGAUCAUUGUUUCCACACCAGGUGAUGGAGCAGGUCCACUACAGUGGCAAGGUAGUUCUGUUUUAAAGCCUGGCAAACCAAAAGGGAAGAAAAAAUGCUCUUCAAGACAGAAGUUUGAUCAUCGCUUCCAGCCUCAGAACCCUCUGAGUGGUGCCCAGUCAUUCAGCCCCCGGGAAGUCGGAGGUGAAGAGGAGGAAGUCCGUCUAAGUGCACAUACUCUGCUACUGCCCACAAGGGGCCAACUGGAGGCUCGCAUGAUGGUAACAGCAUUUGAAAUGGACUUGGAUAACAUCACAGAAGAUGCUGUCAGCACCAUGGUCUUUGCUGUUGAGCAUCACUUGAAAGAUAUCCUGACUGCUGUAAUCACACGGAGAAAGGCAUAUCGGUUACGGGACGGUCAUUUCCCCUAUGCCUUUGGCAGUGAUGUCACACCACAGCCUUAUCUGAAAAACAGCCUUGCAGCUUAUCACAGCAUUACUGAAUGCCCCCCUCCAAGUGCUUCUCUCCCUGCUGGCCCACCACCUCAAAUCUCACCUGAUGAUGCUGAGCAACAAGCUGUUCACUUACUGGCAUGUUCUGCUGACAGUCUACCUGCACCUCUACCACCAAUUGGCAUGUUUGAUCUCCUAGAAGCCUUACAGGUUCAUCAUGGGGUAAUGCCUUCUCACACUAUGUAUGCCCUAAACAUGGAGCGCAUUUUGUCACGACUUUGGCACCCCAGCCAUGAAGAACUUGAACAGGACCAUGUACACCGGCAGCGUCUCGCUGUGAAGGAGGGUGUGCUCGUCAGCUGAAAACCACUGACACAGGACUGCAUGUUCCUGGUAUAUAGAAUUGGGAACCAAACACAAAGAAUAAAAUGAAAAUGGAUGCAGAAGAGUGUCCAAAAUGAAAACCUCAUGAGGCUUGAGAUUACACCCAUGUGAAGGAUGAGUGGAGCAAGAUGAAACAGACCACCUUGAAAAGGGGACAUGGAGUGGCUUCAGCCAGGUGCAAUAGAUGAGUUGCAUAUAUUUUGAAAAGCGUUCAAGGAUGAGAAUCCCUGUGUGGGUUUACCGUAUGUAGAGCUUUUAAAGUCUGACAGCUGCAAUUCCCACCAUUUAAAAUGUGUCACUUUUGUUCCUAACAUUGUUUGCUGGAGUCUCAGAGGACUUGAAUAGCUAUAGUCUAUGUUUGUGUGCAGGAUCUAGUUCAGGUUGAAAAGUGUAUAAAUUUAUAUAUUUUUUUUCUACAUAAGUCUUGUUUGUAAUUUAUACUAGCAAUUCAGAAAAUAAAUAUUUUUUUUAAAUGCA
Betta splendens (Siamese fighting fish) is the source of this 1534-nucleotide messenger RNA. RefSeq names its product transcriptional adaptor 1 (gene tada1). Gene Ontology annotation, biological process: regulation of transcription by RNA polymerase II. NCBI's taxonomy places the organism in Eukaryota, Metazoa, Chordata, Actinopteri, Anabantiformes, Osphronemidae. Bases 32 to 1036 code for a protein of 334 amino acids. The transcript has 8 exons. Gene Ontology annotation, molecular function: transcription coactivator activity. Gene Ontology annotation, cellular component: SAGA complex. The record is from RefSeq and is a predicted model, not a curated record.